Molecule: messenger RNA, 3931 nt
Organism: Electrophorus electricus (electric eel)
Lineage: Eukaryota; Metazoa; Chordata; Actinopteri; Gymnotiformes; Gymnotidae
Gene: slc7a1a
Product: solute carrier family 7 member 1a
Biological process (GO): L-ornithine transmembrane transport; L-arginine import across plasma membrane
Cellular component (GO): plasma membrane
Molecular function (GO): L-arginine transmembrane transporter activity; L-ornithine transmembrane transporter activity; L-lysine transmembrane transporter activity
Source: RefSeq, a predicted model, not a curated record
GUUCGUGGUUUGCGCUCCUUAAAAAGCGAUGUAGCCGCAACCCGACACGACUCGUUUAAAUCACACACUACUCACGGAGCCUGGCAAGGGUAGAAAACCACGAUACGCAAAGCAUCUCUAGACUGGAAAAGAAAUCAACUUUCAGUUAGCUUCAGGACUCCGCUUUUGAGGGAAGAGAGCAGAUUGGAUCGGACUGGAGCAAACUAGGUCGGACGAGCCAUGGUUUUGCAGAAGCUCCUGGGCUUUGGGAAGCAGCUGUUGCGCGUGAAGGUGGUGGACUGCAGUGCGGAAGACUCCCGCCUGGCCCGCUGCCUCAACACCUUUGACCUGGUGGCACUGGGCGUGGGCAGCACGCUCGGGGCGGGCGUCUAUGUUCUCGCUGGGGCAGUGGCACGGCAGAAUGCCGGGCCUGCCAUUGUGCUCUCCUUCCUCAUCGCUGCGCUGGCCUCAGUGCUGGCCGGUCUGUGCUACGCCGAAUUCGGCGCACGGGUGCCCAAAACGGGCUCAGCAUACCUCUACAGUUAUGUGACGGUGGGUGAGCUCUGGGCCUUCAUCACUGGCUGGAAUCUGAUCCUCUCCUACAUCAUUGGCACAUCCAGUGUGGCUCGGGCCUGGAGCGCCACUUUCGAUGAGCUGAUCGGCAGACACAUCGAGCAGUUCUGUCGGCAGUAUAUGAGCAUGGAUGCGCCGGGCGUGCUGGCCGAAUACCCUGACGUGUUCGCCGUGGCCAUCAUCGUGAGCCUCACAGGCCUGCUGGCCUUUGGGGUGAAGGAGUCAGCCGUGGUGAACAAGGUGUUCACGUGCAUUAACGUCCUGGUACUGCUGUUCAUGGUGGUCUCGGGCCUGGUCAAAGGCACGCUCAAGAACUGGCAUCUGAUCCCCGCGGAGGUGCUCAACAGAACCAACUCCUCGGGUUUCAACAGCACGUCGGAGACUGAGGUAUUGCCGGAGAGCCUGGGGGAGGGCGGCUUCAUGCCUUUCGGCUUCAGUGGCGUCCUGUCUGGGGCCGCCACCUGCUUCUACGCCUUUGUGGGCUUCGACUGCAUUGCCACAACAGGUGAGGAGGUGAAGAAUCCCCAGAGGGCCAUUCCCAUCGGAAUCGUCUCCUCCCUCCUCAUUUGCUUCGUGGCCUACUUCGGCGUGUCGGCCGCCCUCACCAUGAUGAUGCCGUACUACAUGCUGGACAAGAACAGCCCGCUGCCCGUGGCCUUUACGUAUGUGGGCUGGGAGGGGGCCACCUACGCGGUGGCUGUGGGCUCCCUCUGCGCCCUCUCUACCAGUCUCCUGGGUUCCAUGUUCCCUCUCCCACGUAUCGUAUUUGCCAUGGCCCGGGACGGUCUCCUCUUCUCUUUUCUGGCCAACGUGAGCGAGAGGAAGACGCCAGUCGUUGCCACGGUGGUCGCUGGGGUCAUGUCCGCCAUUAUGGCUUUGCUGUUUGACCUAAAGGAUCUGGUGGAUCUGAUGUCUAUUGGCACACUCCUGGCGUACACCCUGGUCGCUGCUUGUGUACUGGUGCUCAGGUAUCAGCGGGACAGUCCCGCUCCAUCGUACCACAUGGCCAACAUGCAGGAGGAACUGGAGCUGCGGGACUCAUUCAGCGAGGCCAGUACGGGCAUUCUGCCCGGCAUGGAGGAGCGCUUCAGCUUCAAAACACUGCUCUUCCCUGAUAACCCGGAACCAUCCGGCCUGUCCGGCUCUGUCGUCAACAUCUGCGCAAGCCUGCUCGGCUUCUUGAUCCUGGCUUUCUGCAUUUUGGCGGUGCUCGGGGGCCGAGCCAUCUGGAGCAUCUCCACCCUGAGCAUGAUAGCCGUAGUGUGCCUCCUUCUCACCCUCAUCAUCUGGAGACAGCCGGAGAACAAAAGCAAACUCUCAUUCAAGGUGCCGCUUUUACCCUUCGUCCCCGUGGUUAGCAUGUUUGUCAAUGUGUAUCUGAUGAUGCAGCUGGACAAAGGGACUUGGGCACGCUUUGCUGUGUGGAUGUGCAUCGGCUUUGCUAUCUAUUUUGGCUAUGGCAUAUGGCACAGCUCCGAAGGUGCUCUGGUUCACUCUAUCCCCGACGAGGAGUCCGACACGUGUAAAUCGACCUGCACCCGCGACGGGGAUUCCACGUCACCAGAGAAAGAGGCCUUUCUCUGCACCAAACUUGAGGACAGGAGGGAAGACGAUGGAAUGUUCUGAAGCAGAGCACCUGCAUGACCGUAUCUCUGAUCCGUGACAGUAGGGGCCGCCAGAGAGCCCAAACUAUUAUUGCACUUAGAGUGACGAGACGCUGUAAUGUGGCUGAUUAGCUGUUUUACUUCCUUCUGAGGAAAUCUGGAAGCCUAGCUAGGGAAUCUUCUUUGGCUAGUGAGUUGCCUCUGGAAUUCUGACAACUCAGGAAUUUGUACCCAGCUUUGAAUAACUUAGAAACCAAAACGGUCAAAGAACAUUUCUCUGACAGGAGAUUAGGAGUGCUUUAAUGUCAGACUCAUAGAAGUGCUGUUUAUCAUUGCGAGACAAGACGAAUCUCAUUUGUGUUCCUAUAGCUGUUUCAUCACCUGCAUUCACCACUGUCUUAUCAGAGCAGUCCAUGUUGGAGACAAAAAAAAGAGAAUCAGGGAUCCUUCCUUACUAUUUACCAGUGUAGUGUGUUUAAAAAAGCCAACACCGUGCCUGGCUUGCAUUGUUUCUUGUUUUAGUAUUUCCAGUAAUCUGUUUAGGACUGCACCAAUCUUGUAAAACUUAUGGUGAAACUGGCUGUAACCAGAUUUUUUACACCUUGCACUUGGGAUAUUCUUGCCGUCUUUGUUCACCACUGCCAUCUUGUGGAGUGGUAAAGAAAACACUGAAUGUUUAUUUUCCUUUCUGUAUCCCGAGAGUUCCAGUUAUAGUUUUGGGUACUUUUUCCUUCUCAUAUACUUUGCCUUACAUUGCUUUUCAGGCUUACUAUAUUAUAGUCAGUCUUGGAUUGAGAGCAUUGGACGAGAGUUGUUUAUCGGACUAAAACUUUGUAGGUCAUGUGUAGGUAAUAGACGUUUUCCAAAUGUACAAACUGAUUUAAUAUUGUUUCAGAUAUUGCUUACCUGAAUGAAGAAUAUUUGAAGACAUUCACGUAAUUUCUUUAACCAAUAUCUGCCCUUGUGUGCAGUGAGAUUUUUGUCGUGCAAAAUCGAAUGGUUUGUACAAAAUAAGGCGAUUACUUCAAUGAGUAUUUCUCCAGUUUUAACCUUACCUACAAAUGAGAUACCGUCUCUUAUUUCAAUUAUGUGAACAAAUAAUAAAGACCAUGCCCGUGUGUACAAUACUGUAAGACUGCAUAAAUAACGUUUCUGACAUAAGCUUUAAUCAGGCCGUUAGGAGUAGAUAACGAAGUGUACACUAUCAAUAUUAUGUACAUUAUAUUUGUUUAUAUUCUUUGCGGUAAUUUAUUGUGCAUUUCAAAUUAUGCUUUUUAAAUAGCCAAAAUUGAAAUAUUGAUACAGACAUUUGAGUCUUUUGCUAAAUGUUUAUAGAUAAAUCAGCGGGAAAAAAAAUGACUGCUGUUUUGUCUUCAGACAUUUUCAACACGUGCUUUUAAACAGCUAGUAACGGAAUUUGCGUCAUUCAAGCUUCCUAAUACGAAGGUAUUUUCACACCAUUUUAUUCCCCCAUAUCUCUUUAGAUCUCUGAUUGAACUUUAGAUCUUACAUUAUUUUUGAGAUGUUCAAAAAUAGUUUUGCAGAAAACUGAGAAUGUAUGUCUUUUAGCCCCCAUUGUAAUGUGAUGUUUACGAUAUGUCGCUUCGUCAUUGCAAUUAACUGGCUUUGUUUUUGGACCUUUUCUAAUGUAUUUUGUAUAUUUCGUGUAAAAUCCUUAAUUGGUUAAAAAACACGUCUUGUGCUAUAUCUUCAAAUAAGGUAUUUUUUUCUUUUUUUUUCGUGAUGCUGUAAAUAAAGAGCUUUUUGUGAUAUUC